This is a messenger RNA of Aspergillus welwitschiae, 2038 nucleotides long. RefSeq names its product putative MFS sugar transporter. The record is from RefSeq and is a predicted model, not a curated record. The transcript is spliced from 2 exons. Gene Ontology annotation, molecular function: myo-inositol:proton symporter activity. NCBI's taxonomy places the organism in Eukaryota, Fungi, Ascomycota, Eurotiomycetes, Eurotiales, Aspergillaceae. The coding region runs from base 162 to 1826 and encodes 554 amino acids. Gene Ontology annotation, cellular component: membrane. Gene Ontology annotation, biological process: transmembrane transport.
UCUCUCUAUAUCUCACCCUCUCUCACACCCGCAAAGAGAGUGAACAAAACCUAUACUCCUUCUCCCCACCCCCCCACCGAUUGUACCUCCCUUGUACAUAUCAUAAAAAUCUCCCUUUAAUAUCACAAGCGGCUGUCACACCGCACUUUCCAUUUCCAAUCAUGGGUGUCGUACACGACCUGGACACCUCCCAUGAUGACCACAAGGAGGGAACCGCGUUGGAGAUGGACGAUGUCCUCAAGGACCCCAAGGCCAUCGAGGAAUUCAACGAAGCUGCCAUGGAUGCAGAGUUGUUGCAACUCGAAGAGCAGCUGCAGGAGAGGAAGCCCGGUUGGUUCGUGGGCUUCUCCAAUCCAUCUGUGUAUACCUACGUCCUAGUGGCCUUUGCCUCCAUGGGUGGUCUGCUCUCCGGUCUGGAUCAGUCCCUCAUCAGUGGUGCCAACAUCUAUCUGCCCGAUGCAUUGAACCUCACCGACAACCAAAGUAGUCUUGUGGAUGCUGGUAUGCCUCUGGGUGCCGUGGCCGGUGCCCUGAUCCUCUCCCCCGCCAACGAGUACCUGGGUCGUCGCAUGGCCAUCAUCGUCUCCUGCAUCCUGUAUACUAUCGGUGCCGCCUUGGAGGCCGGUGCCAUCAGCUUCGGUAUGAUCUUUGCUGGACGUUUCGUGCUUGGUAUGGGUGUGGGUCUGGAAGGUGGUACAGUCCCUGUGUAUGUCGCCGAGUCUGUGCCCCGCAAGAUGCGUGGUAACCUCGUCUCACUGUACCAAUUGAACAUCGCUCUCGGUGAAGUCCUGGGCUAUGCCGUGGCCGCCAUCUUCCUCGAUGUCAAGGGUAACUGGCGUUACAUCCUGGGAUCUUCCCUGGUGUUCUCGACCAUUCUGCUGGUGGGUAUGCUUUUCCUGCCGGAGAGUCCGCGUUACCUCAUGCACAAGGGCCGGGCCGUGGAAGCCUACGGCGUGUGGAAGCGAAUCCGCGGCUUCAACGACUACGACGCCAAGGACGAGUUCCUGGGCAUGCGCCAGGCGGUGGAUGCCGAGCGCGAAGAACAAGCCGCUACCAAGAAGUACGCCUGGAUGGACUUCAUCACGGUGCCGCGCGCCCGUCGCGCCAUGGUCUACGCCAACAUCAUGGUCUUCCUGGGCCAAUUCACCGGUGUCAACGCCAUCAUGUACUACAUGAGCACACUGAUGGGUGCCAUCGGCUUCGACGAGCGUGACAGCGUCUUCAUGUCUUUGGUUGGUGGUGGCUCCCUCCUGAUCGGCACCAUCCCGGCGGUGCUGUACAUGGAACGGUUUGGCCGCCGCUACUGGGCCAAUGCGAUGCUCCCCGGGUUUUUCAUCGGCUUAGUGCUGGUGGGCAUCGGCUACCAGAUCAACUACCAGACCCACCCCAAAGCCGCCCAGGGCGUCUACCUCACCGGCAUUAUCCUCUACCAGGCCUUCUUCGGCUCCUACGCCUGUCUCACCUGGGUCGUGCCCGCCGAAGUCUUCCCCACUUAUUUGCGCAGUUACGGCAUGACCACCGCCGACGCCAACCUCUUCCUCUGCUCCUUCAUCGUCACCUACAACUUCACCCGCAUGAUGAAGGCCAUGAGCCGGAUCGGUCUGACUCUGGGUUUCUAUGGUGGAAUUGCCUUCAUUGGCUGGUUCUACCAGAUCAUUUUCAUGCCUGAGACCAAGAACAAGUCCCUCGAGGAAAUCGAUGAGCUUUUCUCCCGUCCCACUUCUGCUAUUGUCAAAGAGAAUCUGAAGAGUACGGGCGAGGUCAUUGAUGAUUUGUUCCACUUGCGCUUCAAGAAGGUGUUUUCGCCGCCGCCGAAGGAGGACUGAUUGAUUGAUUCAUGGGUUGGGAGUAUUCUGACCCAUGUAUCGUUUUUGGUCAAUGUGGAUGAUGUAUAUGUUUAUGAAUUUAGGAUGAUCUGAAGAUGAUGAAACAAGAAGAAAAACAGAAAAAAGAAACGAAAAAUUGGGUAUCUCCCCGCUUUUUUUUUAUUUACUUACGGGUUUAUGAGGACUCUAUAUGCUCUAAUUCAUGUCUGAUG